This is a messenger RNA of Nycticebus coucang (slow loris), 1406 nucleotides long. It is a transcript of the gene MAJIN, whose product is annotated as membrane anchored junction protein. Gene Ontology annotation, molecular function: DNA binding. The transcript has 11 exons. Gene Ontology annotation, biological process: homologous chromosome pairing at meiosis; meiotic attachment of telomere to nuclear envelope. Gene Ontology annotation, cellular component: nuclear inner membrane. The record is from RefSeq and is a predicted model, not a curated record. NCBI's taxonomy places the organism in Eukaryota, Metazoa, Chordata, Mammalia, Primates, Lorisidae. Bases 225 to 989 code for a protein of 254 amino acids.
UGCGCAGAAAACCUGGCGGGCGCAAGGCAGGAUCCCUGAGGUAGCCGGCGAGUGGGUGAGCUAGCGAGUGCUUCAUCCCUGCUUCGUUUGAGGUCGGCGCCCGUCCUCUUAAGAGGAGUGGGAACUCCGGCCCCGGCCACGUUUCUGAGGGACGAAGGACCCCUAGUCUGUGUGUGAGACAAAGGCUGGGAGCUCCUUAGGGCUGAGGCUAUCAUUUGGAAGCAAUGAGUUUAAAACCCUUUACCUACCCAUUUCCAGAAACGAGGUUUCUUCAUGCAGGACCCAAUGUGUAUAAAUUCAAAAUCAGAUAUGGCAACAGCAUCAGAGGAGAAGAGAUAGAAAAUAAGGAAGUCAUCAUCCAAGAACUGGAGGAUUCUAUCCGCGUGGUCUUGGGAAACUUGGACAAUCUGCAGCCCUUUGCUACAGAACACUUCAUUGUAUUUCCCUAUAAAAGUAAAUGGGAGAGAGUUUCCCACCUGAAAUUCAAACAUGGGGACAUCGUCUUGAUCCCCUACCCAUUUGUCUUCACUCUAUAUGUGGAGAUGAAAUGGUUUCAUGAAAACAUGUCACCUGGGAAACCAGUAAAUGACAGUCCUGUUGGGUUGGUCCUAACUGAGAAUAAACCAAUAGGAGCCACAAUGAAGAAACGAAAACGCUUGGAAGAGCCCAGCUCCUCCAUCAGGUCAGAGCUGCACAGGGCCAAGAUGGGGACUUCUAGCCAAGACCCCAGCAAAAAGAAGCCUGCUAUGGAACCCAGGAGGAAUAGAGAAAGAAAAACCCAGCAGGAAUGGCAGGAGACCCUAGUCUCUGAUAUCACCGAUGUCCAGGAACAGGAUUCUAAGUUGGAAGACAGCCUGGUAGGGCCAAUUCUCCCACCACUGGAGCAGAACAAUCCAUCUCCACCUGAAGAACCAGGAACCAGUGGCUUCUUUGGGUUUCUAAGCUCUCUCUUCCCGUUUAGAUAUUUCUUCAGGAAGAACAACCACUAAUGAGCCUUCCAAAUGCAGCAGUGGAAAGAGGAUCAUCUCUUGGAGUCAAUCCUCCCAAGCCACUCUCUUCCUCCAUCUCUAUCCUUUUCUUAUGACACUUCAGCCAUGGGAAAUGAGGGUACCAAACUGAAGGUUUAUCCUGUGCUUUGCCCCUUUAUAACUGAUUUUUUUUCCAAUUCAAAACACUGAGAAUGGAACUUUAUAAAAUGUUAUGGCCCUGAGGGUCAGUUUAGGCCUUUUGUCUCCAGCACUUAGGAUCCUAAUGACAAUAAAUUAUUUAUGAAGAGCUAUUGAUUGAAUUUAGUGAGGUAGAGUAAAAGAGAACAAACUCUUCCGUCAAGACACAGAGAGACAGUGCAUGACACUUCCUCUAUGUCUACCUGGUUACUGUUUACAGGAUCUCUUUGGGUGGGUGAG